Micromonas pusilla CCMP1545 is the source of this 330-nucleotide messenger RNA. RefSeq lists its product as uncharacterized. The transcript is spliced from 2 exons. Lineage: Eukaryota; Viridiplantae; Chlorophyta; Mamiellophyceae; Mamiellales; Mamiellaceae. Bases 1 to 330 code for a protein of 109 amino acids. The record is from RefSeq and is a predicted model, not a curated record.
AUGUUCGGUUGGUACAGAAGGGCAUUCAUCGACACCGGGAGCUCGGCUCCCUUGACGCACGUCAUGGCUGGCGUGUGGGCCAUGGCGUUCGGCAUGGAGCACUACUUCCAUCACAAGUACCACUCGCACAGCGAGGCUGCGCACCCCGCGACCGAGGGCGGCGACGCGGCGGCGCCGUCCGCGGCGGCCGCGGCGGCGAAACCGGCGGACGACGAGAAGCCGAGGACCAUGGAGGAACUGAAGAAGGAAGUCGAAGAGUUGCGCGGGGACGUCGCGGCGAUGAAGAAGGCCGUGGCGCCGCCCGCGCCCGCGCCCGCGGCGGCGAAGUAG